AUGACGCCCCAGUACCCUUGGGAAAAAGCCCAGUCCCCUCCCCCCAGCGAUCUCUCCUCAUCCAGCCUCUUCUUUAGCCCUUGCCUCUUCCCUCUCGCCACUCGGUCCCGAACCUCCGCCCCAGCUCUCAAGCGCCCCGGGCCUCCGCUCUGGGUUCUCACCAUCUCCCUGCGCCGCAGCUCCCUCGGCUACGCGGGUUUCCCCCACUCGCUCCUCUCCAGCCUCCCCUUCCGGGUUCCCGCCCCGAAGCCCGCUGGGAAUUGGAGUCCGGGCGGCUACGGACUACACCUCCCAGAAGGCAGCACGGCCAAGCUUUCGAAGAUGUGGGAUUCCAGCAGAUAUCUAUGUUCCCCUGAACAGCCCAUACCCAAGAAAAGCUGGACCUUGCGUCUGUGCUCCCUAGUGGAAGGGGAGGUUGGCAUGAGCUUCUCUGAACCACAUGGACUGAGAGUAGGGGAGGGGAGGUUCACCAAAGGAAACUAUUACCAGAAAGCUAACCAAAACCAGCUCUUGUCCCAAAACAGGAAGCAGAGGAAAAACCACACCAGCAAACUCCACGAGCUGGCAUUGCUGCUACCUGUGCCCCUGAAGACCGGUCGCAAGAAGCUCACCAAGAAGGAGAUUCUGCUGCACGUCCUGCAAUACAUUCAAUACCUCCAGAGAAGCAUCGAUGUGGCCAAGGCCUUGCUCACAUUCCACAUCACCAAUGGGGAAAGUGGACUUGGGGGGCUGGGCUGGAACCUCGCUGUGGGCCCAGCAAGGUGGAGACAGUCCACCCCGUCUAGCUCCCCACACUCUUUUAAGUCCUGUCUUCAGGGAGCCUGCCAAAAACCUCAGAAGAAGAAGCUGACCCGAGCAUCAGAUUGCCGGACCCAGGCCCAGAACCCUCGCCGCUGUCUGGCCCUGGACAAGCCCAGGAAGCAGGUGACCCCAUCCUCAGACCAGAAAGGAGGAAACAUAGGGGGGAUCACCACUCCUGCAAGAUGCCUGGAACCCUGCAUUUGCCCUACGGCUGCAUCGUCCCCACCUCAAGGUGACUGAAAGGGAGGAAGAUCCUGGCUGCUGGAUAUGGCUGAGAACAGUGUCCAGUGUGACAUCUCAAGCUGCUAUUACACAAAGAGCUCCCAGGAUGAUGGGCCUUACCCUGCCUUUGAGGCCCAGAACGGGGCUGAGAGGAUCCAUUUUCUCACCAGGACACAGCCCUUUCCCAGGCAGAAGCUGGUGUUCUACGAUUCCAGUGAGGAGGUGAACCAGGAGUCCCCAGACGCUGACCCUUGGCUUCCUGCCUGGACCCCAGAGGGCAGCCCCCAUGGGAGCCCACUGGCCUUGGGGCCUCCCCAGAUGGCCUACUGGAGUGGGACGGGCCUCCCAAGUGAAAUCCUAGGCCUCAGCCCUUCCCUGUUCAGCUCUCCAGGGAAAUUGCUGCCAGAAAAGAUCCUGGAGGAUGGUGCCGAGUCUCUGACCCAAGCGCUCUUUGGAGAAGCGUUCUUAGAUCCUGUGUCUUCACCUUCUGCCUGCAUGCUCGAGGUACCACAGAAGAACAUACCCUCUGAGGCCCCCGAAGAUCCUUCUGACCCCCACAGCCUGUCCCAGCCCAUGGUCUCGUGGGACCACUGCUACCUCUCGCUGAGUGAGAACAGCAAGGGGCCAUCCAGCCCCGGCUCUGAGGACUCGGACAUCAACACAGAGUCGGUGUGCAAGCUGCAGGAGGAUGCUCAGGCCGACCCCAAGGGCCCUCAGUCCUCCAGCGAAGAGGACGGAGACUACACACGGACCCCAUCCCGGUGGACCUCGACCCUGCCCGCAGCCUGGAGGAAGAAAAGAAAGGGCCGGGCAGACAGAUGCCCUAUGCAGCCCAAGAAGGAGACAGCCCCCUGCCCCACCCAGAUGAAGAAAAAAUGUGUCAAUGGCUUCAUCAUGUUCUGCAGGAUGAACCGGAAGCAGUAUAUCCGAUUCUGCCCGGGAACCGCAUCCACAGCUGCCACCAAGGAGCUGGCCCAACUCUGGCGAAUGAUGACCGAGCAGGAGCGGAAACCAUAUUGCAUCAAAGCUCGAAGGUUCAGCCACAGGCACAACCGGAUUGUGAAACAGAAGAACUCCAGCAGCGAGGACGAGGACUGGGGGACUCCUAAGCCAUUCUACCAGCUGAUGGCCGAGAAGGCCCGCUGUUCCUCAAAGCGGGCCUCUCUGCCUCCUUGCCGCAAAUGAGAGGCUAACUCGCCUCACCUCUCCUCCCUGGCCACCUUGCAGCUCCUGCUGCUCUCCUUUGAAAGGAGGAACCAUGAGGAAGAGGUUGCCCCCUCUUGGGCCUCACCCCUGCCAGUGCAGGUCCCUUUGGCCAGUUCCUGUGGAGCUGGGAGGGGGCCGAUUUAUUGACCUGAUGCUUUAUGUGUUUGCCUUGUCUGUGGGCAGCUGAACUCUGCCCUCCCACAGCCCAUGCCCUUCUCACAGCUCCUUUCUACUUCGGGUACAUCAGAGGAGCUGCCGGCGGGAGGAGCCCCAAAUGAAAUGCGGGGAGGUGAAGUUAAGAAGGGGCUCCCCUCUGCCCUACCUCGCCUAGCUUAGAAUCAAAUGGUUUCAACUGUGUUCAUUCUCACCUUAUCCUACUCCUCCCUCCCAUUCUAUUUAUAGAUUAUUUAUUGUUGCCAAAAAAAUAAA
Molecule: messenger RNA, 2658 nt
Organism: Hipposideros armiger (great roundleaf bat)
Lineage: Eukaryota; Metazoa; Chordata; Mammalia; Chiroptera; Hipposideridae
Gene: MEIOSIN
Product: meiosis initiator
Exons: 16
Molecular function (GO): protein dimerization activity
Source: RefSeq, a predicted model, not a curated record